This is a messenger RNA of Prosopis cineraria, 1495 nucleotides long. RefSeq names its product FHA domain-containing protein At4g14490-like. NCBI's taxonomy places the organism in Eukaryota, Viridiplantae, Streptophyta, Magnoliopsida, Fabales, Fabaceae. The transcript has a single exon. Bases 40 to 1308 code for a protein of 422 amino acids. The record is from RefSeq and is a predicted model, not a curated record. Gene Ontology annotation, molecular function: mRNA binding; protein binding.
CUAAAUUUGUACUAUUUCAAAAAUUUGAAAAUCGAUCGAAUGAGCGAGUGCGUUGCGGCCGCAAACACUCAAACGCCCACACUCGAAUUUUCAAAUCCUCUCAACAGUCUAUCGGAGAGAAAAAUGGAACCUCGACACCUCAAGCUCAUCAUUCUUCAAGGCCCUCGAGAAGGCGAAACCCUAGGGUUCGAACCUGGCAAGGCAGUGCGGAUCGGUCGCAUUGUUCGCAACAACACUUUUUCCAUCAAAGACGCCGGCAUUUCCUCCAAUCACCUCUCCAUUUUGGUCGAAUCCGCGAAAUGGGUCCUCCGAGAUCUCGAUUCCUCCAAUGGAACCUUCCUGAACGGCUCCAAAAUCCCUCCCAACAGUCCGUUCGAUCUUUGUCAUGGAGAUACCAUCAAGAUAGGAGAAUUGACCUCUAUCCAGGUAGAUCUACAGGCUCGGGAAGGUAGCUGCUUGCGGCGAAACCCUAGGCGUCAGGCCGCCGCCAAGGCAAGUGGUACAGGACGUGAGAAAUUGGAGCAGGAGGAUGAGAAAUCGGAGGGGAAGAGUUCGGAAACAGUGGUGGUUGAGCCGGUGGAGAAAAAAAGAGGUAGGCCGAGGAGAGGCCGGGGCUUGAAGGGUGAAAUUGAGGAAGAUUUUAGUAAGGUUCAGCUUCAGAGCAUUGAUGAAAAUGUCGAGGUUGGUGACGAAUUGAAGAAUGUGGUUCCUCUACAAGAAAAAGUGGAAGCGCCCGUGAAUAAGCGAGUAACCCGAACUUCGAAGAAGCAGCAGCAGCAACAGAAUGUUAUCGGAACUUCUAACUCUAGCGUAGUGACAAAUACCCUAGACAAUUCUGGUUUGGAGUGCACAGAAGAGAAGAUUGUGGAAAAGAAAACAAGAAGAGUUGGUACUAGGAGGAGGAAGUUACAGGAAGAGCCAUCUCUUUGUGAUCAAGUUGACAUCUCGGAAGAUAUGGUUCAAGAAGCGAGGGACACGGAGGCAAACCUGAAUCCUGGUGGUAAAGAGGGUUUUGAAGAACAUGAGAGCAAAAACUAUUGUUGUAGUAUCAAGGAGGCUUGUAGCAGCAAGAGGGAAGGCGAAGAAGCUUGUUCUUCUCAAGGGAAGAAUUCUAAUGAAAAUGGGGAUUGGCCUGAUUUGGAGAAGUUAACUCUUGGUGAGUGGUUCCAUUUCUUGGAGGUUCACUUGCCAAAACAGAUAAUUGACGCGACCGAAGAGAUGAUUGACUCCAUGAAAGAAAAAGCUGAGAGAGUCCGUGAUUACAUGGUUAAGCAGAGGAAUGACAAGGCUACAUUACCUGUGGGAUAAAAACAUUUCGUGCUUUUGUGGUAGCUAAGCAUUAGCUUAAGUAAGAAGCUUCUUCUGUGUUGAAGUUACAUGUUUCUUUGUAUAUAAUGCCUUAAAUUGUCUCUUGUCUAAUUUGACACUCAUUGCAAACAUUCAAUUAUCUGUUUAUCUGUACUUGGCUAAAUAGCUAGUGAUCUCUUAGUUGAAA